Molecule: messenger RNA, 742 nt
Organism: Entelurus aequoreus (snake pipefish)
Lineage: Eukaryota; Metazoa; Chordata; Actinopteri; Syngnathiformes; Syngnathidae
Gene: s100z
Product: S100 calcium binding protein Z
Exons: 3
Coding region: 326-622 (98 amino acids)
Cellular component (GO): cytoplasm
Molecular function (GO): calcium ion binding
Source: RefSeq, a predicted model, not a curated record
GUGAAAGCUGUUUUUGCGUCCACACAAACCGAGGAAGAAAACAGUUUCUUUGACAUAAAGUAACACCAUGGCGGCGUGGAAACACCGGAAGGGUUAAAAAGGAGUCACACGGGCGUCAAAUAGGGACAUGAAUGCGAGGCCUUGAUGAGCACCCACGGGUGCCGCGGGGUCACAUCAGAGCGUUUUGUUUUCCAUCCAGCCUGGAAAGGAAGACGGUUGCCAGGGACGCCGUGGAAUUAAUUAGACGCUAGGGCGGCCCCCGACGCUCACUUCCUCACAAACAAGCUGCUGUGCCCCAUCACACCUGACCACUUCUCCUCACAGGAUGCCGAGCCAGCUGGAGGGCGCCAUGGACGCGCUGAUAGCGGUCUUCUACAACUACUCGGGCCACGACGGGGACAAGUACAAGCUGAACAAGGGCGAGCUCAAGCAGCUGCUGCAUAGCGAGCUCACCGACUUCCUCACGUCCCAGAAGGACCCGCUGCUGGUGGAGAAGAUCAUGAACGAUCUGGACUCCAACAAAGACAACGAGGUGGACUUCAACGAGUUUGUGGUGCUGGUGGCGGCCCUCACCGUGGCCUGCAACGACUUCUUCCAGGAGCAGCAGAAGAAAACCAAGUAGACCUGAGCCCUGAACAUGUUCCCCGUUGUUUUUCCAUUCAACUGUAAAUCAAUUUGAUCAUUGUAAUUAUUGAUAAGUCUUGUAUUGCACAGUCCAUUCAAUAAAUGUGAUGCCAUUUUC